Messenger RNA from Candida tropicalis MYA-3404, 885 nucleotides. RefSeq lists its product as uncharacterized. The transcript has a single exon. Lineage: Eukaryota; Fungi; Ascomycota; Pichiomycetes; Serinales; Debaryomycetaceae. The record is from RefSeq and is a predicted model, not a curated record. The coding region runs from base 1 to 885 and encodes 294 amino acids.
AUGGAGAAGGUUGAAACUUUCAUUAACAAUUCCUGUGAUCUGGUUGAUAUUUCAACAUUAUUUAAAACAAAUAAGCCAAAGAAACCUAACAAGACCAAGAAAAAUCAACAAUAUCCAUCCCAAAACACCCAGCCACCACCACCACCACCACAGAGAAUGCCAUCUUAUGAGCAACCACAUAAUUCACAACAUAAUCCACAACAAUAUCACCACAAUCAACAGCAACAUCAACAUCAACAACAACAGCAUCCUCAUCCUCAUCCUCAUCAGCAGCAGCAACAGCCAUAUCAUCAACCAAAUACAUCUAUAUCAUCACUUGAUAGCGUACCAACCAACAAAUUCAGCCCAACAAUAAAUAUGAGUGAAGAAUCACAUACACCUCAUAGUGUUGAGUCAAAUGGUAAUGGAGUUUUAUUUUCAACACAUUUUGAAGAUUUAAAAUUCGAUAAUGGUGCAGAAAUUGAUUCCAUUUGGUUGCAAAUGUUGAACUCUAAAACUCAUCAUCAAAAUGAUGGUUUCAAUGGAGCUGCUGGUACAAAUAAUGGCCCAAUGAAUACAUCAACGUUCAAUAAUAUGAAUAAUGAUUCAUCUAAUUUACAUCAUAAUAAUAUGCAUGGUGUUGGACAUGGUCAAUAUUUUGAUGCGAAUUUGAAUGUUGGUCAAUCGAUGAACAAUGUAUUUGGAAAUCGUAUGCCACCCCAACAGUUUAAUCCAACAACCAAUCAAGCACAAGAUGCUACUCCUAAUGUCAACAUUGAAGAUAAUAAUAAUACUAAUAAUAAUACUUAUAAUAAUAAUAUUAACAAUAGUACGGCUGGUUCUAAUAGUGGAAAUGCAGUAUAUUUUGAUUUGUUUGAUGAAUUUCCUUUAAAUCCUUUAGUUUAG